ACCACCGAGAGACGAAGUUUCGAUCAAUCGUUCGGUCGAUCGAUUACACAUUCCAAAUCGAUAAUCAAUUUAUAGUCUGAUUAUAUAUUCAAGAUGUCUGACGCUCCAGCACCUAAAUCAAAGAAGGCAAGCAAGCCAAAAAAGCCUGCAGAUCAUCCGAAAUACAUUGAUAUGAUAAAGGCCGCCAUCACAUCGCUAGGAGAGAGAAGUGGAUCAUCACGUCAAGCCAUCGUAAAAUACAUUAGAGCUAACUACAAAGUAGGCGAAAGUGCUGACGUUCACGUAAAAUUGGCUUUAAAAAGAGGAGUUGGUUCGGGAGCACUGGCGCAAGUCAAGGGAGUCGGAGCAUCCGGAUCGUUUAAAGUCGUCAAAGCCAAAGAAGCGCCAAARGCUAAAAAACCAGCAAAACCAAAACCCGCUGCCAAGAAAACAACAGCGAAGAAACCUGCUGCAAAGAAAUCGGCAAAGAAGUCUCCGAAGAAGAGUGCUGAAAAGAAAAAGAAACCAGCCGCCAAGAAAUCGGCCGGGAAAAAGGACAAAAAAGUAACUAAAAAACCCGCGAAGAAGCCGGCCAAGAAAGCUGCAAAGUCGCCCGCCAAAAAGAAGUCGCCAGCGAAGAAAAGCGCAAAGAAGACGGCAAGCAAGAAAAAGACAUCAAAAAAGUAAAUUUUUACUAUACAAACAAUUUUUAAGGGACAAUAUCAAUGUAUAUGAACUGGCUCAUAGAGACGUCAAUUUUGUUUUCUACGUUGUAAUAUAGAUAACAUGGUAGGUGUGAACGAAGGAAAUCGUAGCUUCGACGCAGUUUCGUGUAUUACGCAUCACAAGUUUUUUUAUAAGACCUAUAAACUAUAAAGCGGUAAUUGAAUCUUAUUUAUAUUAGCACUCGUUAUGAGUGGACAGUUUAUUUGUAUAUAUAUAUUAUAUGUACCUGAUCUGAAUGAUAAACCAAAAAAGAAUAAAUAAAUUUUAUAUCAUAUU
This is a messenger RNA of Exaiptasia diaphana, 981 nucleotides long. RefSeq names its product histone H1-delta. The record is from RefSeq and is a predicted model, not a curated record. The coding region runs from base 94 to 666 and encodes 190 amino acids. Gene Ontology annotation, cellular component: nucleus; nucleosome. Gene Ontology annotation, biological process: negative regulation of DNA recombination; nucleosome assembly; chromosome condensation. Gene Ontology annotation, molecular function: structural constituent of chromatin; double-stranded DNA binding; nucleosomal DNA binding. The transcript has a single exon. Lineage: Eukaryota; Metazoa; Cnidaria; Anthozoa; Actiniaria; Aiptasiidae.